AUGGAGGUGGCCGUGGCGCUCGCCUUGCUCUUCCUCUGCGUCCUGCUGCUGGCCUCUGGCGCCAUCGCCUUCCUCCUCAUCCGCCACUGCCUCGCCGCCCUCCACCGCCGUCGUUCCUCCGCCGACGCCGACCCGACCCGGAGGCGCGAGCACCAGCAGCGCGUUGUCAUCAAGGAGGCGCAGCAGCAGCAGCAGGCGCCGCGGCGGCUGGCGUGGCGGGAGGUGGAGGCGCUGACGGGCGGCUUCGACGAGGCCGCCGUGGUGGGCCGCGGCGGCUCCAGCACCGUGUACCUCGCCAGGCUCCUGGACGGCUCGCCUGUAGCCGUCAAGGUGCAUCGCUGGUGCGGCGGCGAGCGCCGCCUGCGCGCGUUCCGGCAGGAGCUCGACCUGCUCCGCCGCCUCCGACACCCCAACAUCGUCGCGCUCCUCGCCUACUCCGACGACCACGAUAGAUAG
This is a messenger RNA of Miscanthus lutarioriparius, 456 nucleotides long. NCBI's taxonomy places the organism in Eukaryota, Viridiplantae, Streptophyta, Magnoliopsida, Poales, Poaceae. The record is from the annotation of a GenBank genome assembly.